Messenger RNA from Lithohypha guttulata, 660 nucleotides. RefSeq names its product RNA-binding component of cleavage and polyadenylation factor (gene YTH1). The coding region runs from base 1 to 660 and encodes 219 amino acids. NCBI's taxonomy places the organism in Eukaryota, Fungi, Ascomycota, Eurotiomycetes, Chaetothyriales, Trichomeriaceae. The record is from RefSeq and is a predicted model, not a curated record. Gene Ontology annotation, molecular function: metal ion binding; RNA binding. The transcript is spliced from 2 exons.
AUGGCCACGAUCGUCCUGCGAGCUGCUACGACAACGGCAGCGAACAAUAUCUUUGACAAAAGUGCAGCGCCCUCAGAGGCCUCUUACAAUUUCAACUUUUCGCCUUUCUUGCGUGAGAACGCAUUAGCAGCACUAGCAUCCGAAGUCCCAGUGUGCGAGACCUAUGCAUCCAGUGGCCAUUGCCCUCUCGGUCGACGAUGUCCCAAGCGCCAUCCAACCCCCAAUCAAGCCCCGAACCAGCACCACUAUGGUCGUAACAAUGAUAACUACGUCUGUAAACAUUGGUUGAAAGGACUAUGUAAGAAGGGAGACGAAUGCGACUAUCUCCACGAGUACAAUCUACGAAAAAUGAGCGAAUGCCAAUUUUACAACCAGAAUGGAUACUGCCAGAACGGCGAUGAAUGCCUCUACGUUCAUGUAAAAGAGGACUCAAAGCUCCCUGUUUGUGAAGACUACAAUGCUGGCUUCUGCGAGAAAGGUCCUAAAUGUGGUAAGAGACAUGUGCGACGCAAGCUCUCGGUCAAGGGCAAGCCAGCCGAAGAUGAUCGAAGACGCAGAGUCGAGGAUUUGGAGAGAAGGGAGGAAGAAAACAAGAGAGAUUUCCGGGGGAGGGGUGGAAAAGGCGGUAGAUGGAGAGACAGAAAGCGACGGAACCCAUGA